UCCUCUGUAUUGCCGGGAUGGAGUGGGACUAACUUGUAACUGUACCAGACAUCAGUAUAGGGCUCUCUUAUUGAGAUUAGGGUUAUUGCUCCAGAGCUAACACUUGACACGCCUUUCCCUAAUUCUUACUACCACUGGCGAGAAUGGGCACGGCAGCGCCACGCUCUUCCAUUGGCUUAGACCGGCAGUCCCACAGGCGCUUUACUUUUAUCUCUCGUUUCCAUUGGCUGACACUGCCACGGGCUCUCCCAUUGGCUCAGCGAGUAACUGUCCUUGGUGCCGCAUCUGAGAGCCCCAAGUCCCCUUUCCUCUCCCGGCGAUGGAACCAACCGCAAUGUCCGGCUGACUGGGCGGGGAGAGGUUCGGCAGCGGCUAUCUCUGGGUCAGGAGUUAGAUGUGAAGCGCCGCUGGAAUCCAGGAACUCUGACCGUGGAGGUCGUCGACGGACAUUAAGGAAAAUGGAUAAGUACGAAUAUCUGGGCGUGCUGGGUGAAGGGAGCUAUGGAAUGGUCACAAAAUGCAGGAAUAAGGAAAACGGAAAGAUUGUUGCCGUCAAAAAAUUCCUGGAGGGUGAUGAUGACAAAUUUGUGAAAAAAAUAGCCAUGAGGGAAAUAAGGUUAUUAAAGAGGCUUCGACACGAGAACCUGGUCAGUCUGUUGGAAGUCUUCAAGAAGAAAGGUCGCUGGUUCCUGGUCUUUGAGUACAUGGACCGCACGCUCCUGGAUGACUUGGAGCAGUUUCCCAAGGGGCUUGACUACGCCAGAGUCAGGAGUUAUCUGCUUCAAAUCCUACGGGGCUUGGCCUUCUGUCACAGCCACAACAUCAUACACCGUGACAUCAAGCUGGAGAACAUCCUGGUGUCUGAUGGCAGUGUGCUCAAGCUGUGUGACUUUGGUUUUGCCCGUACCCUGGCAGCCCCGGGGGAGGCGCACACCGAGUAUGUAGCAACCCGUUGGUACCGCGCACCAGAACUCCUAGUGGGAGACUCCACAUAUGGCAAGUCAGUGGAUGUUUGGGCCGUGGGUUGCCUGGUGACAGAGAUGUUGACAGGAGAGCCGCUUUUCCCUGGAGAUUCUGAUAUCGAUCAGUUAUAUCUCAUUAUCAAGUGCCUUGGAAGUUUAAUUCCAAGACACCAGGAACUUUUCUACAAGAAUCCCCUCUUUGCUGGACUACAUCUUCCCAUAAUCACGGAAACCAAACUUCUUGAAGAACGCUAUCCCAAAAUACCCCCGAUGGUCAUCGAUUUGGUAAAGAAAUGUUUGCACAUUGAUCCGAAUAAAAGAUCAUCGUGUACUGAGUUGAUGGAGCAUGAGUAUUUCACAAAGGACGGCUUCCCUGACAGACUCGCGCAGGACUUAGAGACUCGCACUCUGCAGGACUGGAAAGGUAACCUUCCGAUACCAAACAAAUCAAAAACUGGCAAGAAGGAUAUGGAGGAAGUGAUGGAAAGCCAGAAGAGUUUUGAGGUGGAUUCAAAGGUUGAAGAUGCAGAGCCGAAGACCGGAGAUGGUAAACCUGACAGUAAAGACCUCAGGAACAAAGCAUCACAAGCUGGCUGUGAGAAAGUUGCCACACUGGAGAGAGCCCAGGAUGCUCUGAGUCAGGACGCUGGCUGCUGUGGGAGUACCUGUGUCCAGAACACACAGAAACUCAUCUCUCCAGGUCUGGGCAAGGAGCCGACCUCAAGCAACUAUCAAAAGUCAUUGGCUGUUGUCAUCGUCCCUCCCAUUAGCCAGGGCCACCCCUCUGCCCUGCGGCUAGCAAGGAGCCCCUGGACUGGAGCUUCAGGACCACCCAACUUCUGGUCCAACGGUAAGAUGAAAAGGCACAAAAACCUGCAGGGGAGUCUUCAGCAGCUGCCUCACGCCAGACCCAUCGACCUGCUCUUAAACAGCCAGUCUCAGCUCCAACACAAGAAGGCAGAUCGUUACGCCCAGCCGGAGAGAAUGGGAGAGUCGGGCAGGAAGCAGCGGGAGGCUUGGAGAUCUGAGAUGGAGCGAAUCCACUUCCCAGAUCUCAGCAGCAGGUGUCACAUUGCUGAGCCCAUCAGCACAGAAGCCAGAUGCUCCAGAGUGAGGAGGGACCCCUGCAAACAUCGUGAGUCCAAAACUCCUUCCCUGGAAGCUGUGGAGUUGAUUCACCUGCCCAGCCGUCCAACAUAAGCUCACGGGUGGACGGCGCUGUGUACAAGGCACGCACACAAACACACGCAUAGGCGUGCAUAUGGGCGCAUCCAGACUAAUACGCCAGCAGCACCAUACUCCCAGAUUCACAGCCACCUCUGUACCCACACAUGCAGACACCACAACCCCCUGCACAGAAUCCCCUCUGACAUCCUCUCAUCUGCUCACUCCCUCUUACAGAAAGCUCGAGCCAAUUUCCGCACGUACGUGUCCAGCAAAACAGCUGCUCACUUUGAGACACUAAUACACGGUGGCACACUUAAACUUGUGCACAAUAUACUGAAGUGGAAAUGCAGUCCUACAUUAACUAAAAUGCUAACGUUGGGGGAAUCUGACUCAGUGAAGAGGGACUGGUGGGCAGCAAUUUAACCAGUGAUGUCUUUUUACUUUCUGUAGGAUGUCAAAUUGUAUUUGUUAGGUUUAAUGGGGAGGAAAGUGAGUAUUUACUUCAGUACAUAUUGUGGCCUCACUAGGGUUCUGUACGGAGGGCCUGAUCCAUUGCGGGGCAGUGAUGUGGGGAAUGCAGUGAAUGGGGGCGCAGAGGUAGGCUGCAACUCUCAGGACCCCCACACUGGCAGGUUCUGUCCCUGCGACCCUGGACCAGUAGCACUGGGACUGGCCACAGCUCCCCACUGUGGCUCAGUGGGCGCACUUCCCUGCUUAGUCAGGGGGCCAGAGGUUCUAGUCCCGCUCCAGAAAACAGAGCCACAAUCCCAGGAUGGUAGUGACAUCACUGUGACAUCAAUAUCGCUCCUGCGAGGUUCUGAGGGUGCAGGGCACGGCUGGAGUUUCUCCCACCCACUGGAGCAGUCCUGUAAACGAUCCCCGCACUGUUCCAAACAAAUGCCGGGAGUUGUCCACACGAAUGAGGUGCGGCUGUACGACAGUCUGCCAUCCAAUUUACUCUUUAACAUGAUCGUGGCUGACUGUAGUUUCAGCUGCACGUUCCCAGCCACCCUCAGUGACAUAACCUUGGAAGAAGCAGAGCACAGGAACAAGAUGUUGUUCUAAGCCAGUUACGCUAUUGAUUAAACGCGUAGCUAAACUUGUCCUUUCUGCCUACGCAAGCCCAUAUCCCUCCAUCCUCUUCACAUUUUCUAUCAACAUAAUUACCUACAUUAGGGAGAGUAUAGCUACCAUUACUCACAACCUCUAUAGCCAAACUUGUAAAAAAAAACAGUAACCGUGCCAAAAUUUGCAAGCAUUUCCAAUUCAGAUUGUAACAAAGAGUCUACUUGCUGUCUCGAUCCUGUCCCUACCAUACUUUUUAAGGAUUCAUUUAAUAGUGUUCUCAGUUCUGUUUGGAAAAUUACCAACACAUCCCUUGAAACUGGAAUUUUUCCAGAUGACUUCAAAAUUGCAACUGCUAAGCCCCUACUCAAAACCCAAACUCUGACAGUGAGGUACUAGCUAACUACAGGCCGAUAUCAAAUCUUCAGAAAUUCAUUUCGAACCAGCUCAACAACUCUCUGAAUGAGAACAAUAUUAUGGAAAACUUUCAGUCAGGUUUUAGAGUAAACCACCGAAUGCAGAUGGCCCUUACAAAAUUGUCAGCGACCUUAGGCUCACCACUGAUGCCAAGAGUCUCAGUUCUAAUUCCUCUAGAUCUAGGGAGCUGCCUUCGACACAAUUGACCACAUUCUCCCAGAUCACCUUGCGAACUGGCUUGGCCUCUCGGGUAAUGCCCUUAAUUGGUUUGGUUUAUGCAUUUAAGAGAGAAUUUUUUUUGUCUGUUUUGGAGACCAAUUUUCUAAGAGAUAUGAUGUACCUUUUGGUGUUCCUCAGGGAAACUGUCUUGGUCCCCCAUUCAUCUCCUUACACAUGCUCUCCUUAGGAGACAUCAUUCGAGAGCAUAAACUUCAUUUCCACAGUUAUGCAGAUGACACAAAAUUGUAUGUCUUGGUUGAGCCUAAUGAUGAUAACACUCUAUCUUCUCUGACUUCUGGUAUGACAACAAUAAACAAAUAGAUGAGCAAUAAUUUCCUAAAACUAAAUGAAGAUAAAACUGAAAUACUUCUGGUUGGACCCAAAGCCAGAGGAGAUAAACUUGGGAACUUGGCUCCCUUGUAAAAUCAGAAGUAACAAGUCUGGGUCUUAUCCUUGAUUCAGAUUUGAGUAGAUUACUGCAAUCCCCUUUCUACUGGCCUUCUGAAGCAAUCUCUUGACAAACUUCAACUCAUUCAGAACUCCGCACCUGAGUUCUGAAUUAGUUAGACUUUUAACUAAAACCAGGGUGAGAGAGCAUAUCACUCCCAUCCUAGCUGCUCUGCAUUGUCUUCCUGUAACUUUUAUAAUUGCUGGGACUAGAGCACAUCACAGAAUCGCUUUUGUUUUAUAAUCCUGCUCGAGCUCUCAGGUCUUCUUCCACUGGCCUCUUAAAUUUAAACAAUCUCUUCAAAAGAUAAUUGGCAGGUCAGUUUUUUUAACUCCAUCCCUAAACUCUGAAACUAUAAAGGAUGCAGACUCAGUUGAUACUAAAUACCAGCUCAAAACCGAUUUAUUGAAACUUGCUUUUAACUAACAUCUUUUUGUCUUUAAUUUUCAUGUUUGUACUUUAUGCCAUUGUAAAGCACUUUGAACUACAUUGUAUGAAGAAUGCUCUAUAAAUAAAUAAUUGUUAUUACUA
Hypanus sabinus (Atlantic stingray) is the source of this 4809-nucleotide messenger RNA. RefSeq names its product cyclin-dependent kinase-like 4. The transcript is spliced from 12 exons. NCBI's taxonomy places the organism in Eukaryota, Metazoa, Chordata, Chondrichthyes, Myliobatiformes, Dasyatidae. The coding region runs from base 144 to 2162 and encodes 672 amino acids. Gene Ontology annotation, molecular function: cyclin-dependent protein serine/threonine kinase activity; ATP binding. Gene Ontology annotation, cellular component: nucleus. The record is from RefSeq and is a predicted model, not a curated record. Gene Ontology annotation, biological process: protein phosphorylation.